This is a messenger RNA of Panicum virgatum (switchgrass), 3257 nucleotides long. RefSeq names its product putative disease resistance protein At4g10780. NCBI's taxonomy places the organism in Eukaryota, Viridiplantae, Streptophyta, Magnoliopsida, Poales, Poaceae. Bases 1557 to 2639 code for a protein of 360 amino acids. The record is from RefSeq and is a predicted model, not a curated record. The transcript is spliced from 4 exons.
CAUGCAUGGAGGAAGAAGCCAAGGAAGCAAAGCAAGGAACCAUUCGUUGUGCAGAGGAACACAGCUGCCGACUGCCGUGGUGCCUAAACAUUUAACACUACACUCCUACCGCCCUCCGCCUCUCGGAUCGCGAUGGCGUCUCCUGCCGCCGCCGACUUCUAUUCGAUCUGAAGGCGAGCACACAUCAAUGGAAUGAUGGGUGUUGAUCGAACCAGCGGAUUGAUGGGUUAUAUCGGCGUUCGUGCGCACAUUUCCUGUCUGUUGUUGGUCUUCUAAGGCAAGAGAGAUUUCGUCAUGGAAAGAAAGAAUAUCUACGCAACAGAUGUUGAUAGCGCCAGAGAGGAUAUAUUUGAGGCUAUCCGGCAGGAGAGUGACAAAAACGUCAUCUACUUUAAUGGUUGGGGUGGCUUUGGGGCGGCCCCGGUUCUCAGAUCCAUAGAACAAGAACUUUGGUCAAUCAAAGCUCAAAAUAUUCCUUCAAGGCUAUGCUGUGACACAAUAAUUUACAUAGAUUGCUCAGCAUGGGAAAGUAGAAGGGUGAUGCAGAGGAAAAUCGCAGAAGAGCUAAAACUAGGCCUUGAAACAGUAAUGGCCAUGUUUGACAAGCAGGAUGAAGAGGAUGACUUCAACGGUGUGGACUUUGGCUCUAGGGAUGUGAUACCUAGUGUUUCACAAGUGAUUGCCCAAACCCUAAUUAAUAGAAAACUUGUGAUGGUUUUCCUUAAUGGGAGUGAUGACGAGGUUGAUGUAAGUAAGUUUGGCAUUAGUCCUGACUACCUCGACCACGUAAUAAUAUGGACAUUCAAAAGAUUGUCUUUGACUAUACAUGCCGACCCUUUUGAGAUAGCAAGCAAGCUGAGAUACACCCACCUUUUUCUCUCUUCUUGGUACUCGAGCAAUCAAUUAUACAGUUCACAGUUUGAUGCAUUGCUGCGUAAAGAAGCAGCAAACAUAGUUGAUCGCCACCCAUGGAUGCAGGGCGUUGACCCAACAAUGGUAAUGGAUAGUGUUGCCUGUACGAGCUGUUCUUGCAAUAUAAUUUCCACAGGGCCACGGGAUUUGAUUGGGUGACUCAUGCUCCAAACUACUGGAUGUGUGAUGGGAUAAUUAAGGGAGAUGGAACAAGGGAGAUUACUGAUGCAUUGCAUCAGGAAAUACAUUGGGUAGGUGAUCAUGCUUCUCGGCUUGACGAAGUGUUUAAAAUACUCAUGGAAGACUGGGCACCAUUUUUGGUAGUCAGGGAUGGUAUUUCCUUCUCUAGAAAGAGGCCAUGUUGUCCCUGGAUUUCUAUCACCUCAGAGAAUCUGACAAUACAAGAAGAUACAAAAGCUAUAUUGGAAAGGGCAUCGUCUUUGUUCGUAGCACUUGACAAGUCUGGGAACUCACCAAAUGUGUUCCUUAAACACUGCUGCAACCUUGGCGUGCUAAUUCUCUAUCAUUGCACCUUCAAUUUUAUGUCACCUCCUUUCCUCCAGUGUAAGGGAUUGUGAUUCCUCGGAUUGGAUCGCUGCACACAUGACAACAUAAGUGAAGGUGGAGAGAACAAUGCAAAUUGGAUGUGUCUACAAAGCCUAUGGGUGCUUGACUUACGUUACACAGAAUGGAAUGAUAUCUUAUUUGAAGGAAAUAUGGAUAUCAUGAUUAACCUCAGGGAGCUAAAUAUUGAAGGAUUCAUGUCUUGGCAAUUAAUAAGUAGAUUACAAGGAAGGUUGCGUUACCUCCAAAAGCUUCGGAUAAUCAAACCCACUCAUAAAGCAGAGACAACAUCAAUAGAUUGGUACAACUCAUUCAUGGACAAAAUAGAUCUGAAAAUACUUGAUUUGUCUGGUAAUAGAGACAUGAAAAAUCUGCCAGCAAACUUAUCAAUGGCCAAGAGCCUCCAGGCACUUAUCACUUUAGGUGGGCUAACAAGAUGUUACGCCGAAUCGCUGCACGUGCAUGAUGCCGCAAUCAGCACUAACAUAACCUCGUCGUACUGGUAUCGCCUGAAGUGGUGCCAUGUGGAGAGGUGCCCCAACUUGGAUAUGAUCUUCCCUGCAAAGGCAAUCGACGGUAGAAAUCGACUGCAAACCAUCUGGGCAUCGGAUCUCCAGAUGGCCCGGUGCAUUUGGGGCAAAGGUUUGAAAAGCGACUGGUAUAUAAAUGGUUCCUUCCAAAAUCUGCAGCACCUACACCUGCGCUCCUGCCCACGGCUCCAGUUCGCGCUACCGGUGUGGGUCAACUCCUUCCCCAGCUUGGAGACCCUCCACAUCUUCGGCUGCGGCGACCUCACGCACGUCUUCGUGCUGGACGAAUUGUACUCGUCGGGGAUAGUCGCCCGCGGCUUAUCGUUCCAAAAGCUGAUCACCAUCCACCUGCACGACAUGCCGAAGCUGCGGCAGAUAUCUGAGGUUAAGAUGAUCGCACCGGCGCUCGAGACCAUCAGGAUCAGGGGGUGCUUCGGCCUGCGCCGGCUGCCGGCCUUGCAGGGCCGCGGGCCACGCGUGAAGAGACCAGCCGUCGAGAUGGAGAAGGAUGUCUGGGAGGCGCUGGAGUGGGACGGGCUUACCGCCGGCCACCACCCCAGCCUCUUCGAGCCGCCCGUGCACUCGCGCUACUACAGGAGGAAGCGCCUCCUCAGGGGCACCGUUCUCAGGUGAAUCCUGAACACGGUCCACACUGCCGUGGCUGCUGCGGGAGAUGGCCGACUCGUUCACCCUCUACAUGAUGGACGCUGAUCGAGCAGGGUUGCUGGCUUGCUGUGAUGAUUUCAUUUCUGCUGCAGGCUGCAGCAGCUGCCUUUGGUUGAGUUUGUUGCUGAGAAGGGUAGGGGCCUCAGGUUGGCUUCCUGCUUGCACUGAUGCUUGCUGGCCGAGUUGGCCAAGCAAGCGUUCGGUUCACGCGUUCUUUGGAAUAAAAAAUGCCGCCGGGUUUUCUGACUGCACGCGUGUUGCGCUCAAUGGUCAGACACCGGCCGGCGUGUGUGCUCGAGUAUGUGGCUUGCGAUAGGAUCUGAGACAAUGAAGCAGCAGCAGUAGCUGGGUCUGGGUGUGUGCUGCCCACCUGCUGCGUGUGCGUUUGAUGUUGUGUGGCUUGAUGAGUGCCUGCUACUCCGUUUGAAACGGAGUGCGGGGCUAAUAAGCAGCAGCUGUGAGUUUGCUUUCUUUAUAAUGUUUGAUGAACCAAGAGACAGCUGGUUUGUGUGCCUGAUGCCGGCUGCUGUGAUUUGUGAACCAUUUAUUAAGCUUCAAUGUAUGGUGUUUGUGGUGUGUGAAUUA